Molecule: messenger RNA, 5206 nt
Organism: Chelonoidis abingdonii (Abingdon island giant tortoise)
Lineage: Eukaryota; Metazoa; Chordata; Testudines; Testudinidae
Gene: FBXL2
Product: F-box and leucine rich repeat protein 2
Biological process (GO): SCF-dependent proteasomal ubiquitin-dependent protein catabolic process
Cellular component (GO): cytoplasm; SCF ubiquitin ligase complex
Molecular function (GO): protein binding
Source: RefSeq, a predicted model, not a curated record
CUGAGGUCCCUUCCAAACCUGGUAUUCUACGAUUCUAUGAUAUUUAUGUAUUUUCUCCUGGUAAUAAGGGUAAUGUUAUAUACAGGUUUUUAACAUGAUAGUGACAAUCAUCUUUACAAUUCAGACCCAGCUGAUCGCAGUACUUCAUUCAGUUGCAUAUAGUAUAGCUCAUGACCAAAGUAUAGGCCUAGGGGACCUGAAUGGAUAAUCCAGUAGCUUUAGAGCCUCAUCCUAUAGCCUGCUGGGGAUCUUCACUUCCCUUUGACUUAGGACGGAUCAGCCCCUAAUGUGGCCCAUUUGAGGAUUUAGUAAUACAACAGAAAAAUUAGUGAAUCUCUGCCCAGUGGCUUAACUAGAGUCAAAUAUCCAAAUGUGGUGAUACUUGCUUUCUUCUGUUCCUAUUAAAGUUUUGAGUUAAUAGGUGUAAAGCAGGACAGAUACAGGAGACAACAGAAGUAGACUUCUCCCUAAAAUCAAGUUUGAGGGAAAAUGGUUUUGCAAGUUAACAGAGACAAAAACUUACACAAGAACUCUGGCAAAAGAAAGAAGCAGCUCCUGUGACAAUUGUGUCUGAAAUUUACUUUGUGGUUACUUUGUGGCCCACAUCUCAAAGUUGUUGGCUGUUUCUGUAUAUUAGAUGAAGAGGUUGAGGGGAGGGUGUGCUCUAGUGGCUGAAUUAUAACUUGUUCCAUAUAAAAUUUCAUUAACUUUUUAUUGCUGUUUUAGGACAUUUGCACAGAACUGUAGAAAUAUUGAACAUUUAAAUCUAAAUGGAUGUACAAAAAUUACUGACAGUGUGUCUGCUGUUUUGCAGCACGUGUUAUAGCCUUAGCAAAUUCUGUUCCAAGCUGAAACAUCUGGAUCUGACAUCCUGUGUAUCUAUUACAAACAGCUCUUUGAAAGGUUUAAGUGAGGGUUGCAGAAAUCUGGAACAUUUGAAUCUUUCCUGGUGUGAUCAGAUUACGAAGGAUGGUAUUGAAGCACUGGUGAAGGGGUGCAGUGGACUAAAAGCACUAUUUCUUAGAGGUUGCACACAGUUGGAAGAUGAAGCACUGAAACACAUUCAAAAUCACUGUCAUGAACUUGUAAUCCUGAACUUGCAGUCAUGCACACAAAUUUCAGAUGAAGGCAUUGUAAAAAUUUGUAGAGGAUGCCACAGACUUCAGUCACUGUGUGUUUCUGGUUGUAGCAACCUUACAGAUGCUUCUCUCACAGCACUUGGUCUAAACUGUCCGAGAUUGAAGAUUUUGGAAGCUGCAAGAUGUUCCCACCUGACAGAUGCAGGUUUUACACUUUUAGCACGGAAUUGCCAUGAACUGGAAAAGAUGGACUUAGAAGAGUGCAUUCUGAUAACAGAUAACACAUUGAUACAACUUUCUGUUCACUGUCCUAAACUGCAAGCAUUGAGUUUAUCUCACUGUGAAUUGAUCACAGAUGAUGGGAUUCUGCAUCUGAGCAACAGUACCUGUGGUCAUGAAAGGCUCCAGGUCCUAGAGUUAGACAAUUGUCUUCUUAUCACCGAUGAGACCCUGGAGCACCUAGAGAACUGCCACAGUUUGGAGAGAAUUGAGUUAUAUGACUGUCAGCAAGUCACACGUGCAGGAAUCAAAAGAAUAAGAGCUCAUUUACCUGAUGUGAAAGUUCAUGCCUAUUUUGCUCCAGUCACCCCUCCUCCUUCUGUAGGAGGUAGUCGACAGCGACUCUGCAGGUGCUGCAUUAUUCUUUGACAGUAGGAGCAUCAGCAGAGGAAGAAAGAUUCAUUUAAUUAUGGAAACAAUCAGACUGCAAGUGGCUUGCAGAGUGUCAGUUUCUUAACUGCUGUAGGAGUGAUGUUGCAGUCAUCCAAUUUUGUGCUGGUACUGACUCAAGAAAGGUGUUUUCGCAGGUAAAAAGUCUUAAUGUUACAUGUGGAUGUGGAGUAACUGAUGCUUUUUUUUUUUUUGUAUUACAUCUACUCCACCAUCCCUGCUGUUGAUAUGACAAUCAUAGUACCAUUUGCUAAUGUGGACUGGGGGUAUUGCAGAGUUGUAGAUGCUCAGUGGCAGCCCCAAAACUGUAAGUCUCACUGAACCUGAAUAUUAGUUCCUAUUUGUAAAUAUUCUUCAGUGUAAAAAAAAAAAAAUUCAGGGUCUCUUAAGCAUGAGAGUCCAAACUGCUGUUGUACAAUACAUAUAACCAAUUAUAUCACCAGGUUUAAGGACAAAUCAGCUUUAGCAGAAGUUGACCAAAAAAGGGACAGUAAUAAUGAAAAAUAGCUUCCUAAUUUUGCUACAGCUUUAUUUAAUUUCUACAAAAACUCCCAACAUGUUAAGAGGUAGUAGACCUCUUGAAAACUAUUUAAUUUGAACUUUGUUAUAUUCAAAAGAACUCAAACUGAUGAAUGGUCUGUAUAGAAUAUUUCUCUUAAGUGUUACUAAGUAGGUUAGGAUAAGAAAGGUAUGGCAGUUUGUGCCCUGUACACAAAAGGUCUUUUUAUAUGCUCUAGCUGAGUAGGUAGAGCUGUUUACUAUAGUGGCUGAAAGAAUAUCUAUGUAUGGUACUUAUACUUCCCCUCAGUGCCAUGGUAUUUAAAUAAAAUCUGUUUAAAAAAAAAAAAAGGCAGUAAUACCCCUCAGAGCUGUUUAGGGCUAAUUUGCUGUGAGACAGAGCAAGGAAUUGAAUGCUGGGCUCCUGCAUCCCAGGCCAGUAACCACUCAGGUCACUGGUUGGGGUAUCAACUGGGGGUCCUAGACUAUUCAGAUUUCCAAAGGGGUCUGCAAAUGAAAGAAAGUUAAACUCCUGGGCUAAGUAAUUUAAUGUAGUUGACAUGGCUGAGCAGACUGAGACCCUGAACAAGCAGUGGUUUCUGUUCCCUUAAAAACUGAAGCCAAACUUUUCAGAAACUGAGAGCAUUCAACACGACAAUUACAUUAAUACCUUAAUUUUUUUAAAAACCACAAGUCUAAGGGAGAGCUACGUUUUUAUAUUAAGCCACCUAAAUAAAUGGUGGGUGUGCACAGUCUCUUACGUACCCAGGCUCAACAGUAAUCCUUUAAAGGAAAAUACCUUGGGCUUAAAAAAGACUGGUCAACUGAUAUAGUGUUUAAAUCCUAGAAAUAUUGUCUUACUAUUAUGGGGAAUGUUUAAGUUGUUGGCAAAACAUAACUGGAUGCAGAUGGCAGUGUGUACGUUUACACCAUACCCUUAAAACUGAUCUUAAUCUGGAAUGUUUAGAACUAUGUUUUAAAAAGUUAAUGUGAAAAAUGUAAGGCAGCUUUUUACAGCUGCAGCUCUGCAAACUUAAGACACUGAACACAGCUGAAAAUCUAUAUGAAUACAGUAUAAAGACCUAGUAUUAAACAUUGGUGGUUCAGCUUUGUAGCAACAGCAAAAAUUCCUGGAUUAACUUUCAUAUUAUGAAUACACAUGUAUUACCAAGAUUCCCACUUAGAAAUUUGGUUUUAUACAAUUUUCUUAGCAGAACAUUGGGGGAUGACCAAAAUUAAAUGUGAAUUCAAUGCAACUUGUCAGAAUGAGUAGUUGUGUGUUACCUUAGGUUUGGCUCAUUUUUAUGGAUAUUAUUGUGAGGCUUUUAUGGCAUUAAAGUUGUACAAAAACCAAAAUUUAACACAUGCCUACACUAAGAAAAAUUAUAUAGGAAACACAAUUUUUGAAAUCAGUGAAAUAGAAGUUCAAGUAAAUAUCAUUUAAGGAGCACUACAAGCCAUUACUAUUUUACUCUUUAAAAAAGUAUGGUUUUUGUCAAGCUGAAACUGAGUUUUUUCCAUUUGUUUUCUAAAAUAGUGCUGGGGGGGAGCAGAAUUAUCUGCUCUGAAAUGCAUUGCUCCUACUAACAAUGUUAAUUUUAUUUUAGCAGAAAAAUAAGAAAGCACAUUUACAAAAUUAUUGAAAAACAUUUAUUAUUUGUAAAUUGAAAUGUGUACAUCUUAAAACAAAAGCCAUUUGCUGGUGCCAUAAUUUAAUUCCAAUUUCAAGUGAGCUGGACAAACAACUAUACAGUUCCUUUAAAAUGAGAUCACUAGUCGGAUACUUUCCAAUCAAGGAUUUUCCCACUUUUAUAAAACAUUUGGGAUUUGAAAAUGGUGCUGAGGCAAAAUGACAAUUGUCAGUUCAAUAAACUAUUAAGACCCAACCAAUACCAAAAGAUGAACAAUUUGUAGGCAGAAGAAACUCGAACUUAAGUCCACAAAAUUCCGUUUUAUCAGUGUAGAAAAACAUUUACGUUCACAGAAUUGCUAGAGCUUUAGAAAGGCUUUCUUGGUAAGCACUUUAAAGAAGAAAUUAAAUAAUAUCAAAGUAGCAUUUUGCAUGCUGUAGUAGUUUUUUCUCUAUAAAUGAUUUCGCACUACAACAUUCAAAACUUUCAAAUUGAUGGGGGAUACUGAGAGUUAAAGGGGCAUUUUUUUUGCCUUUGAAAAAUCUUCCCCAGAGUACCUAAUUAAUAUACUACUACCCCCAUAUAACACACUGUGAUACAAGGCAGGUAAAGCUCUGACACAUGGAUUUGAGGGGGGCAGAAGCUGUGGGAGGGCACUGGCAAGGGAAGCUGAGCAGGCUAGGGCUGCAUCACUGUUUCCCACCACAGGUGAAUGCCAGUGGGGGUGGGGAGAUCCUUUCCCCAACCUUCCCACACUCACCUGGAGCAGAACAGGCUGCUCUGCUGCCCAUGAGUGCCAGGGGUGGGGGUGUGUGUCAGGGAACAAGGAACAGGGGGCCAAAGCAAGUUUGAUAUAACAUGGUGAGAUUUUUUUUGUUUUUUCUCCUGAGGACUGCGUUAUCAGGGUAGAGAUGUAAUUCAUACCAUAAACUCUAAGUGGACAUUAAUAUUAAAUGUUUGAAUUUCACUGCCACAGAUUUGACAGUUUCAAGGAAAAACUCAUCUUUUGAAAUAAGCAAUGGGAUUUUUCAAAAUCAAGUAUUUGGUCAUGUGGAAGUGUAAAAAAAAAUGUACAGAAUCAAUCUGAGAAUAAAGAAAUCACAGAAAAAGUCAAGAUACCUGCCCAUAAAGAGAAUAAGUGAUUGUAUAUUUAGUGUUUCUUGAGCAAUGUAAUUGACAGUACUUAAAGCUGUGUUGUAGCCCCUUCGUGCCAAAUUUCCCUGUUAGCACAAUUCCCCCCCCCCCCAUCAUUACUGGCAGUUUGAUGUUUUUAACCCCACCAUUUUAAAACGCAAAAAAAAAACCCCACAGCAGUGCUUCUUAGAGAAA